Molecule: messenger RNA, 539 nt
Organism: Astrephomene gubernaculifera
Lineage: Eukaryota; Viridiplantae; Chlorophyta; Chlorophyceae; Chlamydomonadales; Astrephomenaceae
Source: the annotation of a GenBank genome assembly
GUUCAGUGUUGCGGAGCUGGCUGGCUUCCUGGCCGCUGCGGAGGCGGCGGAGGCGGAUGAGGCGAUGAUGGAGGUGGCGUGGGAGAUUGCGCUUGACGGCGGUCGCGCCCUCCAGCUGCGCGAGCUGGCCUCCCUGCUGUUCGACGACACCUCCCCCCGCGCCCUCUUCGUCACGCACCACCUGCUAGCCAGGGACGAUACCUACUUCAAACAGGCCACCUCCCGCGCCCCCAGCGGCUCCGGCGCCAUCCCCGUCUACUCCCCCCGCCCCGCCCCCGAGGUCGCGGAGCUGCGACGGCGCGCGGAGCAGCAGGCGGCGGCGCAGCGGGAGGCGGAGGCGUGGCGCGCGGCGGUGUCGGCAGCUCGGGCGGGCAGCAGCGGGGCCCGGGGCAGCGGCUCCCGCCCCAGCGCCGCGGAGUGGCUGGCAGGACCCUUCGCGGCGCGGAUAGCAGCGCUGCAGGCGGUCGCACUUUCCUCACCCCAAGGGGGGGACUCCUCCUCCUCCUUAGCGGCUGCCUCCUCCGCCGCCUCCUUCUCCC